Alosa sapidissima (American shad) is the source of this 1143-nucleotide messenger RNA. RefSeq names its product dCTP pyrophosphatase 1 (gene dctpp1). Lineage: Eukaryota; Metazoa; Chordata; Actinopteri; Clupeiformes; Clupeidae. Gene Ontology annotation, molecular function: nucleoside triphosphate diphosphatase activity. The transcript has a single exon. The coding region runs from base 140 to 673 and encodes 177 amino acids. Gene Ontology annotation, biological process: nucleoside triphosphate catabolic process. The record is from RefSeq and is a predicted model, not a curated record.
GUUGCAUGUCAGUUCCUGUUUUGAUACGUGCUGCUGACUGCUGAGUGACUUGUGGCGGGAGUUUAACGCGUGCUGCAUGUAGCGGUUUACAGCGUUUUACCCUACAAUUUAAUCAAAAGCUUUCUUUGCCUGUCGAAACAUGGAAGAUAACAGACAAGAGGUUGAGCUGAGAAGCGAUGUGCCUAUUUCGCCUCCGAACGGUGAAACCCUUUGCACUCAGGAACACAACCAAGUAAAGUUAACAAAUGGACAAAACCAUGCCAGUUCACCAGUGAAUGGUGUCCAGGAAUACCGGAGACACACAUUUAGCACUGAACCCACUCUCGAAGACAUACGACGGAUGCAGGCAGAGUUCACAGACGAGAGGGACUGGAACCAAUUUCACCAACCCCGAAAUCUCCUCUUGGCAAUGGUUGGCGAAGUAGGAGAGGUGUCCGAACUCUUCCAAUGGCGUGGGGAAGUUGCCGAAGGACUGCCGGACUGGACCGAAUCAGAGAGGGAGCAUUUGGCUCAAGAACUGAGUGAUGUUUUGAUCUACUUGGUAGAGCUUGCAGAGAAAUGCCACGUUGACUUGCCCCAAGCCGUCCUUCGCAAAAUGGCUUUGAAUCGACAGAAAUAUCCGGCUAGCAAAGUCCAUGGGUCGGCAAAGAAGUACACUGAAUAUAACGAAUAAUGUUUUGCUGUGAUCCACUCAAACUUUGCCGCUGAAUAGCAGAGACAAAUCAGACUGCUCCCGAAGAUUACUGAUGGUUUGCAGCAAAAUUGUCGCACAGACACUUGUUCUUAUUGUAAUUAUGUGCUGUUAAAAUGCACUUUCACCUUGUAGCCUAUUUUAAUUGACCGAGUUUUACUUUGUCGCCAUGAAAGUCCUUUCUGGCAAUAACAAUCUUGAUCUUUCUGGAAGCUGUAACUUUCUAUGGUUUCAGUUUAAGUGCCCAGUGUAUUUUACGUUUUAUUGUUUCACCGAAUUUACCAAAUUAAGGCUGUACACAAAUGUUACAUUUUGGUAUAGUUGUUACUUUGUUUCCCAUAAAACCUCAACUCUAACUUGAGGUGACAGCUUGAUACGUACUCAUCCUCUGGCCCUCUGUAUUGUAUCCUUGCAAUGUUGUCAAUAUAGUUCACUUCAAAGGUUUUACAAAA